AUGGUUUUCUCGAAAUUUGAUAGUUUACCACCUGAAUUAAUUGUAGAAAUAAGUGAUUAUUUAGAUGCAUGCGAUCUGUAUUAUGCAUUUUAUGGAUUAAAUCAACAUAUUACAACAAUACUCGAUCAACAAUGUUAUCGACUUCAUAUUAAUUUGAUUUUUGUUUCAAAGAUUAAAUUUGAUUUGUAUUGUAAUCAAAUUCUGCCAUAUAUUGGUGCUCAUGUUAUCUCUUUAACAUUGAAUGGAGAUAGUUCAUCAACACCUGGCCAGCUUAGACAUUUUUUGACACGUUUUAAUCCUCUUGCAAAAUACUUUGUCAAACUUGAAUCAAUCAAAUUAUUAAACUUUACAAAAUCGGAUGUGGAAAAUCUUGUAACUCAUUUGUCUGGAUUAAUUCAUCUUAAAUAUUUAUCAAUUGGUGACUAUAAACGUUUAAUGCCACUUACUAUAAAUACAGAUGAUUUAUUUGAUGAAACUAUCACUUUACCCAUAUCUUUACGUAGCUUAGCAUUUCCAUACAAAAUUUCAAAUAAAUGGAUUCAAACAUCGAAUGUAACAUCAUUUAUAGAACAACUACAUGUUCAUCUUAUUCAUAUAGAUUCAAUAUUUUUCUUUCUACAAACGUAUCCUAAUUUGAAACGUUUGACUGCUGUUCUAUCAGGUAUUACUGAAAAUAUUUUACAAUUAUUAAUUAAAAUUUUUAUUGAUAUACUCACA
Molecule: messenger RNA, 717 nt
Organism: Adineta steineri
Lineage: Eukaryota; Metazoa; Rotifera; Eurotatoria; Adinetida; Adinetidae
Source: the annotation of a GenBank genome assembly